CUCAACAAAUCUCCUCUCAUCCUUCACCCUUAGGCCUUAGCACUUAGAACCACCCUUAUCUUCUUCUUCAUUCUCUUAUAUCCAUGGCUUCCGCCACUUUCCUUGCUUCCUUCACUCCUAAAACUCUUGCUCUCUCUAAACCCAUUACUUCUUCUCUCCCGUUUUAUUCUCUCGUCGCUUCUUCACCGUCAAAAACGUCACCCAAUUCCGUCGCAUUCACUUCCAUAAAGCGUUACGAGUCACUUUCUGCACGCUUUGUGCAAAACGUCGCUGUAUCUUCAGAGUUUGAACAAGAGGAAGAUGUAUUGAGUGAAGAUAGCGAACAGCAGCCUGACUUUUCUCCUGACCUUAAACUCUUUGUUGGUAAUCUUCCCUUUAAUGUCGAUAGUGCUCAGCUUGCUGGCCUUUUUGGGUCUGUUGGAACUGUUGAAAUGGUUGAGGUUAUAUAUGAUAAAGCCACUGGAAGAAGCAGAGGGUUUGGAUUUGUGACUAUGUCUACUGUUGAGGAAGUUGAAGCUGCUGCUCAACAAUUCAAUGGCUAUGAGCUUGAAGGAAGAGCCUUAAGGGUGAAUGCCGGACCUCCACCACCAAAAAGAGAUGAUUUUUCUUCAAGGGGUGGUAGAGGUGGACCGAGCUUACAGAACGCCAACAAGGUUCACGUUAGCAAUCUUUCAUGGUCGGUUGAUGAUGCUUCCCUUAAGACUCUCUUUAGUGAAUUGGGUGAUGUAUUGGAAGCAAAGGUGAUUUAUGAUCGGGAUAGUGGUCGUUCCCGAGGGUUUGGAUUUGUAACUUACAGUUCCGCUGAUGAGGUUAACAAUGCAAUUGAAUCCUUAGACGGUGUGGAUCUCAACGGGAGGUCUAUCCGUGUGUCUGUUGCAGAAUCAAGGCCAAGGCGCCAAUUUUGAGUGAACUUUAAGGUUGAACCGAUUAUCUGCGCAGGUCGUUAAGACCGCUGUAGAUGAACCCGACUACAACAAAACAGUACGUUGUUUUGUGCUUGAAUUCGGUGAGUGUUUAGAUGCACGGAGAUUAGUUAGAUAUUGUCGUUUACACGUAGAGAAAUUGUUGGAUGUGAGGUACUUUCUCUAGCUGUAAGGAUGCUUGAAACUGAUUCAUGGUGCAGCAGCAGCAUUGUAGUGAAUAAAGGAUGGGUUGUGGGUAGUAAACUAGUAAUGCUGCAAUACAAAUAUUUUUUGUUUUGUAAGAGUGCCAAACUAAAUGUUUUUAUGGACCUUUGUAACUUAAAUGUUAUUUUUAUAGACUUCUAUUCUCUUUUUUAAUCUUA
Molecule: messenger RNA, 1285 nt
Organism: Amaranthus tricolor (Joseph's coat)
Lineage: Eukaryota; Viridiplantae; Streptophyta; Magnoliopsida; Caryophyllales; Amaranthaceae
Product: 29 kDa ribonucleoprotein A, chloroplastic
Exons: 4
Coding region: 84-905 (273 amino acids)
Cellular component (GO): cytosol
Molecular function (GO): mRNA binding
Source: RefSeq, a predicted model, not a curated record